GCUCCACAGCAAACACGCGACGUCCCAUAUAAGCAUACCAAGAACAGAGCAGGGAACAGUCAUUCAGCAUCAGCAUCGCAUUCAAUUAGCAUAUUUCACCCUUCGCCUUCUUCAUUUGUCAACCACAGUACCUCUGUCUCUUCAUGCAAUAGCUGCCAUCAGGUCUCGACAUACACAGCAGCAGUCCUUGAGCAGUAUACCCCGGUAGGAGCGAACUUACAUGGGCUUCAUCACACGCGGGGACUUUGGCAACGCGUACCAGAAGAUCAAAUCGGUUUCCAUCUCGGGAUCAUGUCCGGUCUUGCUGUUCGUCUCUCUGGAUGCGGACGCGUUGUGCGCCUGCAAGAUGCUAUCGGGCAUGCUCAAAGCAGAUUAUAUCCCCCAUGAGAUUCAUCCGGUAACAGGAUGGGACGAUCUAAGCGUUGCACGGGAAAGGCUAAUCGAGAACAAUAUUGAUCUACGGUAUAUCUUCAUGCUGGGCUUCGGUAAUACCAUGGACUUGUGCGAUCUCUUUCCUGUCAGACCCGAUGUGGUUGUGUACGUCAUUGACUCUCAUCGUCCGUACAAUCUUGCAAACUUAUUUGGUGAACACGAUAACAUCAAAGUGUUUGACGAUGGAGAAGUGGCUGAAUUGGGCAGUGAGAAGAAGGCCAUGCAGGCCUUAUUUGAUAUGGAGAAGGAAGGCCUGCUUGGUGAGAAUGGAGAGUUGAGCGAUACGGACGAUGAAGAUGAGGAGGACAGCGAAGAUGACGACGACCGCGACAAUGGCGGAGACAACGGAGCAGAUGAGGAGGAGGAACCUAUGUCAUCAAAUGGCAAGCGAAAAUCCCCUUCGGCAGACUCGGACCAGGACGAGGAUGAUCCAGCCGAUGAAUCUGACUCUGCAGAACCCCCUCGUCAGCGACGCAAGACGUCUCCGACAACAUCAGCGCCUGCGACACCUCAGAAAAAGACCGGUAAUCCCCGGAAAGAGCUGCGGCGAGUGUACCGCAAAAACCUCACAAGGGUCAAUGAAUACUAUGGCAGAGGAUCGUGGUUCGGCGAGGGCGCUGCCGCAUUAGUAUUUUCUAUGGCGUCAGAUCUUGGACGUGAAGACAACGAGAUGCUGUGGUGCGGAAUUGUCGCUCUGGCGUACCAGCAAACGCACGGUCGUGUGAAAAGCGAUGAGCAGUACGAUCAGUACUACCUUCAUUACAGGGAUGAAGUACAACGCUUGAACCCUCCUAAUCUGAGCCAUAGUUUGCGAAGUCGAUUGGGAUCGAAAAAGUCUGCAAGUGAUACAUCUAUUCGAACGGAACAAGAGUUCCGGUUCAUGAUGGUGCGGCACUGGUCGCUUUAUGAUGCAAUGCUCCAUUCACCGUAUCUCGCUACCCGGUUGCAAAUUUGGGAUGAGACGGGAAUCCGACGUUUUCACAAGAUGCUUGCGAAAAUGGGAUUUUCACUACAGCAAUGUAGGCAGACCUACACGCACAUGGAUGUUGAUCUGAAGCGUGCCCUAAAGGAUACUUUGCAGAAAGUUAGUCCGGUGUAUGGCUUGGAUGAUGUCGAAUAUCCUAGUUUCGUCCGAGAAUGGGGAUAUAAGUGCACCUUAAGUGCCAGUGAUGCCGCGUACGCUCUAAGUGCCCUUCUCGAAGCUGGAAAGGGAGGUGUAAAGAAUCCACUGGCAAAUGGAGGACCCAAGCACAACGAGAAUGCGUCGAAUAACCCCACGGAGAAACGAGACGAGGAAGAGGCGGCCCAAGAAGAUAGCUGGAUUCAGCACUUUUGGGAUGCUUGGGAUGCACUAAGCAGUGUUGAUGCCCUGCGAAAAGCUUUGACCACUGCAAUGGAUUUACAGCGUGCAAUUGUCCGCACUGGUACUUCAAUCAUUGAUAAGCGUGGGAUCAAGCGCCUGCAGUCCUUUCGCAUGGCUGUUGUCAGGGAAGGCCCUGAUGUCUUGAUCUUGGGUCAUCCGGGCGCGUUGACGAAGCUUGCGCUUUGGGUGGCCGAAGCGAUCAACGAGCAGGAGAAGGAACAUGGGCGUGUCAACACUCUUCCUUUCGUCAUCGCCCUUCUCAACGAAGCGACGGACAGUUUCCUGGUUGUUGGAACUGACACUGUAGCCCCAAAUUCUCCAGUUGGUGCACGACAGAACAAAUUUGGCAACGCGUUCCACGAGGUAUCUCAGUCCAAUGCAGCGCGCAGCCGACUGAAGGGUUUCGAAGCCAGCGUUGUCGAAGUGAGAAGAGAAGAUGUCGGUCCCUUCUUCGAACAGUUGAGCAUGCACGCAUUGCGGUAGUCGAUGUCGGCAAUUGGACGGUAUUUUCGGCGUUAUCUUUGAGUUAUGUAUGGGGUUGUGGGCUUUGCAUGAUUUGGUUGCAUAUUUGGCCGUGUGCAUGAAAGUUUGGGUUAUACCAGGUUGUCGGUGUCUGUCCUAGCGAUUCAUAAUUAGAGAAUUCAUAACCACGUUUGUGCAGAAUGUUAGCCAAUUCGUUCGGCGGAGGUUUAGUCAUUAGCGGAGUUAGAUAUAAUGGCCUCUGUAUGGCAAAAUCCCUACGUAUAUGAAAAUCAAGGAUC
Molecule: messenger RNA, 2556 nt
Organism: Saitoella complicata NRRL Y-17804
Lineage: Eukaryota; Fungi; Ascomycota; Saitoellomycetes; Saitoellales; Saitoellaceae
Product: CDC45-like protein
Exons: 5
Coding region: 221-2278 (685 amino acids)
Biological process (GO): double-strand break repair via break-induced replication; mitotic DNA replication preinitiation complex assembly; DNA replication initiation
Cellular component (GO): DNA replication preinitiation complex
Molecular function (GO): chromatin binding; single-stranded DNA binding; DNA replication origin binding
Source: RefSeq, a predicted model, not a curated record